Triticum dicoccoides is the source of this 811-nucleotide messenger RNA. RefSeq lists its product as uncharacterized. Bases 90 to 425 code for a protein of 111 amino acids. The record is from RefSeq and is a predicted model, not a curated record. NCBI's taxonomy places the organism in Eukaryota, Viridiplantae, Streptophyta, Magnoliopsida, Poales, Poaceae. The transcript has a single exon.
CGAGAGGCUGAGAGGUCAAGAGUAGGCUGAACCGAACCCGCCCACACACACCCAUCGUUCCUCACCAACCCCUCUCACCUCUCGCGAUCAUGGGCAGCUCACGGGUGGAAGGCCUCAUCCCCUUCAUCUACAAGGCCAUCAAGGAGCACCGCCGGAGCGGCAGCCGGGCCGCCGCCUACCGGGGCGCGGACGCGGAGGACGACGUGGACCUCGGCGACACGGACCAGAGGCGGCGCUGGCUGGAGCAGGAGCUGCGGUCGCCGCUCCGCGCCACCGCCGCCCCGGCGUCGGCGCAGGCGCACGGGCGGAACCGGUCGCUGGAGGAGCUGGCCGGCCAGGUGGGGCUCUCGCCGGGCCGGCGGAUGCCGUUGCCCAAGGCCAGGAGCGUCCGCGCCUUCGCCUGCAUCGGCGCCGGCGCCGCGUGACGGCCGAACACGUACGCCGUAGUCCGGUAGAUGCGUACUUUUGGUUCAUGCUUUGUGGGUCAAGUGCAAUAGUGUAAGUUUUGGUUGAAGCUGUGCAUACGUACGAGUGAUUCGUUAUAUGACUGGAGUUGGAGAUUGCAAACCAACAGAUACUUCUCGUUUCAAUUUUGCUUCACAAAUCCUCGUGUUAUUCUUAUAGCCACCACCUAGCUUGAUAGAUUGCUGAGAAAGGUUUAUCUUUUCUGUUGGUUUAUUUUUAGUUUUCCAGAAAACGUUGGUUCCAACCAAAAUAUAUUGCUGGAUCGUUGUUGCUUUUUCUUACACUUAUGAUGAAAUCUAUGUAAGAAUAAUAAUCAUUUAAAAGAAUGAUACGGACCAUGGCAUAA